AGGUUUAGCUUAAAUGGGGAUGAGGAGGAAGAAGUGAGGAAGUUGGUGAGGAAGAGGGGGGAGGAAUUGAAUAUCAUGGACCUCACCAGCGCAGCAUGUAUAAAAGCUGCUGAUCUCUAUGGGCCAAGCGCUCUAAGUGAAGCUGAAAUGGACCAAUUUCUGAACACUGCUAGAGGAGCGCCCAUCCCCAAGAAGCCAAGGAAGAAGUCAAAGACUUCAGCCAAACAAGUGGAUGAGGGGAGGGCUGGGAAGGAGGUGGUACCCUUGGCGUCAGCUGGGACGGAGGAGGAGGUACCAUCGCUGAAGAGAAAGGGUUGGGAGGAGAGGAGGGCACUGCAAAAGAAGCAGAAGGUAGUAGAGGAAGAUAAGGAGGAUGAGGUUCCUAAGUUCGUACCUCAGCCUCCUUCUGUUGAGCUGGACCCCGAGCUUAGACGGUUGGAGGAGGAGGCUGAGGUACGGGCUCCUGGGAAGGGGAAGGGCCCUGUCUCCCCUGCGGUGCCUCAGAGCAGCCUGUUCGAGGCGAAGAACGUAAUGGGGGCUAGGUGGUUUAUCAAUAGCACCUUCCCCGAAGUGGACAAGCGCAACGCGCGGGAGGAAGCUCUGAGGUACGGGGGAGCAUCUGUUGUGAAGCACGUCCUUGAGAGCGCGAGCUGGGUGAAUGGUCUAGCCCAGGAGUUCAGGGAGAGUAUAAAGGAGCCCGCACUCUUGCAGAGGCAGUGUGACCAGCUGCAGAAGGAGAAGGAGUUGUUGGAGAAGAAAAAUAAACAUCUGCAAGAGUCGCUGGACGAGGUGGUUCCAACUGUGAAACAGUUGGAGCAGGAGAGGUCUUCCCUGAGCACCAAACUCGCUUUUGAAGAGAGCAAGCGAAGGAUUGCUAAAAGCGAGCGUGAGGCUCAGGCGCAAGAAAUGAAGCUGAUGACAGAGGCGUUCAAGGAGCUGAAGGGGAACAUGCGGAAGUUGGUGCAUAAUGGGAUAAAGGAGCAUAUCAGCAACUUCAUUAGUUCCAGCUCGUUUGACAGCAUCGUCAACCUGUACCGGCUGCCCACUGCCAUCAUCGCUUUCACAGACUGCAGAAAGAAGGUGAAGGCUGCAUAUCCUGAAGUGGAUGUGACAAAGGUCACCUUCGGCGAGCAAGAAGAAGGAGUAGAGGAAGAUGGUGAGAGUAUGUCAGCAGACUUUCGUCCUCAGAUCAAACUGAGGUGGGAGGAUGAUGCAGACGGUCUUGCUGUUUUUCCUCCACAGUUUGACUUUGAGUUCGUUGCAGUGGAGGAAGAAGGAGCAGAGGUAGAGGAAGACGAAGUGGAGGCAGGAGUAGAAGGAGCUGGAGUGGAUGAUAGUCAACCAAUUCCAGAAGUGGAGAUUCAUCCAGUUCCUUCUGACGAUGAGGAGCCUCCUCUGCCAGACGAGCAGCAGCCAACACAGCCACCUCUUCCAGUUGAACAGGAGCCAGUGGAGCCACCUCUCCCAGAAGAAUAAUUUGUUUGUUUUUUAAUUUUUUAAUUUUUUGUAAAGACAUUUAUAGCUUGUAAUCUUUAUUUUAAUUGAAAUGAAAAUUUAUAUUUGAAAUCAUGUGUUUGUUUCUAUUUGCUUUACAUUUUUGGUAUUAUUUUUUAUUAAUAAAAGAACUGAGAUUGU
Rubroshorea leprosula is the source of this 1635-nucleotide messenger RNA. Lineage: Eukaryota; Viridiplantae; Streptophyta; Magnoliopsida; Malvales; Dipterocarpaceae. The record is from the annotation of a GenBank genome assembly.